UUUUCUGCUAGCCGGCGACGCUGGGCAUCAAAGGCCUUAGAGUCAAACUUCCGCCCAAAGAUCCCAACGACACGAGUGGCCCGGAUCUUCCGGGCUCUUCCGUGACCGCAAUUCCCGAGGUUAUAAGCAUAUUCAAUGCAUAUGUGCAAAACGAACUGCCCACGUACCUCAUGUACGUGCCAGAUAAAAGGCUUGUCGGCCGCAAUGAGGUCAAGAGGAUAUUCCGCAAGGAGAUCGCUUUGGUCACGGAGGAGGCUAUCCACAGCCGUCUUGUCGAAUUGAAGGAAUCAUGCCCUACAGCAGAGAGGGAGGACGCGAUCAGAGAUAUCGUCAAGGAUACUGUGAAGUUCGCUGUCUUCUCACACCGUUGGCUGGACAGCGGCGAACCCACCUUCUACGACAUCCUGAAAUCUUUUAAACCCUACGGUUAUGAAAAACUCAUGCAAUUUUGCGAGAAAGCCAAGGAGUUCGGGUGCCGAUUGGCAUGGUCUGAUACGUGUUGCAUCAACAAGGACAGCAGCACAGAGCUCGAAGAAGCCAUCCGGUCGAUGUUCAAGUGGUAUCGUGAUGCCUAUGUAUGCAUCGCAUACCUCUCUGAUAGCACGUCGUUGGAUGAUCUCCACGAAGAUGUAUGGUUCACCCGCGGGUGGACUCUGCAAGAGCUCCUUGCACCAUGGAGGAUGAAGUUUUACGUCAGAGAGUGGCAGCCGCUUACCAGCGACCUCAAUGACAAGGAAAAUUUAGAGGUCAUGGCUGCUCUCUCGCGCGCCACGAGGAUACCUCUCGACGACCUACGUCAUUUCCAACCAGGCACACGCAACGUCCAUCAGAAAAUGAUGUGGGCCUCUACUCGGACAACUACACGCAUCGAGGAUGUCGCUUACUCCCUCAUCGGAAUCUUCGACGUGAGCAUGAUGGUAGCAUAUGGAGAGGGAAAACGGGCGUUUUACAGGCUGAUGGAGGCGAUCAUCCACAAGUGCGAUGAAUGGCAGAUCUUUGCUUGGGCAGGAACAAGUUCGUCCGACAGUGCCGCAUUCCCAGAAUCGCCGAGAGGUUACCGUCCCCUCAAUCCAGUAGACAGCAACAACGCCCUUCUGCCAUCCACAGUGUGGCGCGGUGAUCAGAACAUCGUCAUGACCAAGCGCGGGUUGCAAAUUCAAGUGCUCCUUAUUGACUUGUCACAACAGGAGGUGACUGUUCACGAGAAGAUUGGGACUAAUGACGUCCAAACCGAUGCGUACUCCGACUAUUCUGCGGGAGUCGUGGACUACUGGUGCUACGACGCCAGUGGAGAUGGCAUUCUUCAGCCAGAGCAGGAGCAUCUCUGCGUGUUGCUUCGCCCUGACCCUCGUAACCCAUAUGCUGGUUGGCGCAAGGUUACGACACCUAACCUUGUGACAAUACGCACAAAGAGCAAGCUGCGGAAGACUCUGACGCCGGUUUGGCUGUAGGACAAGUCCAUGGCAUCACGGAUAGAUGAUCAACCUGUUUCCUGUACUACGGGCUACUCAGGGGGUACGACAUGACGGAUGCUGACAGUAGGACUUUGACCUGCAGAAAUAGAGCAAAUAGCUUUAUUCCUUUAUGUCUUCACGUCAUCGAAGUACAUUAUGGAUACAUUUCUUUUGAAUUCUCUUUUUG
Suillus bovinus is the source of this 1641-nucleotide messenger RNA. RefSeq lists its product as uncharacterized. The coding region runs from base 171 to 1451 and encodes 426 amino acids. The record is from RefSeq and is a predicted model, not a curated record. The transcript has 2 exons. NCBI's taxonomy places the organism in Eukaryota, Fungi, Basidiomycota, Agaricomycetes, Boletales, Suillaceae.